AGGGAUUUAAAUGAAAAAUGAAAAGAGAGAGAGAAGGAAAACAGGAAGUGUGAAAUGCAAUGUGCGAGUGCGACCGUUUCAAAGCGAGUUUCUCGCAAAUCAGGACCCAAUCUCUAAUCUGUAGAGAGACAAGAAGAGAGGGAAGGAGACGACUAUGGCGAUGAUGCUGCUAGAGAGCAUUGUCGGUGUCCUUAUGCUGCUUUUGAUCAUCCUCCUUAUCUUCCUCGCAUGCAAACCAUGGCGCUUCUUCUUCUCCUCUCGUUCUCGCACUCUCAAGGUAGGUGACUUGGAUAGGCCUCUUGUUUCAGAUGGAGUGGAAAGCAAUGAAUCGGCAAGAAAUUAUGAUCUAGAGGGUGCAUGUAAUCAAAAUAAAGGGCCAUUGCGUUUGUCCCGACCGGUUGGACUUGUUCAUAAACAGAGGCUUCCUUCUGCAUCACCCCAUUUGAUCCAAGGAGAUAGCUUGGUUUUAGAUGUAGUUUCAGAACCUACAGAGGAUGUUUCAGUUGGCCAAACCCUUAAGCGUAUAUUUCCAACAGAGCAACCAGCUGAAGUGCAGACACAGGUUAGACAGGAAAAUCAAAGUUCUCUCUUGGGAUCUAGUCUGGAAAAUGAUGCAUUUCAGGAAUUUGUGCCCAAAGUUAUCACUGACCAAAGAAGCUGCCUUUCUUUGGAGGUCAUUUCUGGUCCAAGUCGUGGGCUCCUUUGUUCUAUUCAGUCAACAAGUUCUUCAAGGCUUCCACUGACCCUUGGAAGGGUUUCUUGUGACUUGUUGUUAAAGGACUCAGAAGUGUCUGGGAAGCAUGCAAUGAUUAACUGGAAUAUAGAUAAGAAAAAAUGGGAGCUGGUAGACAUGGGCAGCCUAAAUGGAACACUUUUGAAUUCACAGCCUAUUAAUCAUCCAGAUUCUGGAAGUAGGCACUGCAGUGACCCAGUUGAGCUGACAAAUGGGGACAUAAUAACACUUGGCAAAACCUCAAAUAUAUAUGUUCAUGUUACAUCUAAAUCUGAGAACAAGACGCCCUUUGGUGUAGGUCUGGCAUCAGAUCCCAUGGCUUUACGUCGAGGUGGAAAGAAGCUUGCAAUGGAGGAUGUAUGCUAUUAUCAAUGGCCCCUUCCUGGCAUUGACAAGUUUGGAGUGUUUGGUAUUUGCGAUGGGCAUGGCGGCGUAGCAGCUGCCAAUUCUGCUAGCAAAAUGCUACCUGAGAAGGUUGCCAGUAUUUUGUCGGAUUCUCUAACGAGGGAGAGGGUUUUAUUACAAUGUGAUGCUUCAGAAGUUCUCAGAGUUGCAUUUUCUCAAACCGAAGCUUCCAUGAAUAAUGAUUAUGAGGGUUGCACUGCAACGGUGCUUCUGGUUUGGGCUGAUGGUGAUGAAAAUUUUUUUGCUCAAUGUGCUAAUCUUGGGGAUUCAGCUUGUGUUAUGAAUGUUGAUGGGAAGCAGAUUAAGAUGACAGAAGACCAUAGAGUAACUAGUUACUCUGAAAAACUUCGAAUCGGUGAAAUAGAACCAUUGAAAGAUGGGGAUACACGUCUUUGUGGCUUGAACCUUGCUCGGAUGCUUGGAGACAAAUUUCUGAAACGGCAGGAUGCCCGAUUUAGUUCAGAACCCUACAUAAGUGAAGCUGUACAUAUUCAUCGAGCAAGUAGCACAUUUGCACUGUUGGCAAGUGAUGGCUUUUGGGAUGUCAUUUGUGUUAGGAAGGCAGUUCAGCUUGUGCUUCAGACGAGGGAGAGAUACUCUACAGAUGGGGAGAAUUCUGCUGAGAAGGUUGCUAAUUUUUUGUUGAGUGAGGCUAGAACACUGAGGACAAAGGAUAACACUUCCAUAAUUUUCUUGGACUUUGACAGCAAAUCUAGAUUAACUUCUUGUAAAGUUGAAUCCUAAUAUAAAUUAUGAGUUUUUAUUUUGUAAUUA
Hevea brasiliensis (rubber tree) is the source of this 1912-nucleotide messenger RNA. Its product is annotated as protein phosphatase 2C 70. The transcript has 13 exons. Gene Ontology annotation, biological process: protein dephosphorylation. The coding region runs from base 155 to 1882 and encodes 575 amino acids. The record is from RefSeq and is a predicted model, not a curated record. Lineage: Eukaryota; Viridiplantae; Streptophyta; Magnoliopsida; Malpighiales; Euphorbiaceae. Gene Ontology annotation, molecular function: cation binding; protein binding; protein serine/threonine phosphatase activity.